Molecule: messenger RNA, 1560 nt
Organism: Rhagoletis pomonella (apple maggot)
Lineage: Eukaryota; Metazoa; Arthropoda; Insecta; Diptera; Tephritidae
Product: keratin, type II cytoskeletal 60 kDa, component III-like
Source: RefSeq, a predicted model, not a curated record
GUUGUGCGAGCAGGUGUGCGGAACGCGUAUAAUUUUUUUAUGACUUUGUUCAAAUACAUACAAAUAUGUAGAACGCGCAGUCCCAGCAAAAUUCGUGUGUUUGUUGUUGUGUUAUAUAUGUAUAAAUUUUUAAAUGAAUUUUAGAGGAACUGGAGAUUUCGUGAAACUUGAAUAUGUUUUGAUUUACAUAUAUGAAGAUUGAAAGUGAAUUAACGAGUUAGAAAAGUAAAUGCCAUAAUUAAAAGCUAAUAUAAAAAUAUGAUUAUCUAUUAAAGAGACAAUUUUAAAUUUUGUUUUGUAAGAAAUAUGUAUCAAUUACAUUUGUGUUGCCCCCAAAGUGUGCAUUAAAGUUCUAAAGCCAAAAAUAACUGGCGCAUUCCAGACAUCCGUUUCAAAUUCGUUGGAUGGCGUUUACCGUUAAGUGACAAUUUAAAAAAUGCACUUCAUUCCCGCCAUAAUUGAAUUGAAGCGAAACAAUAAACUUACUCUUAUAUAAAUUGACAACGUCAAUGCGAGACGACAUGCAACAUACAACUUGACGUUGCAGCAAAGAUCGGUGAUAGGAAGGGAAGUAGCAGAAGUUUAUUGCUUUCCUUUCCUGUAGGCAAUGGAAAUCCUACCGCCACUAGGGAGAUACAACUCACGAUAUUUUAUGAAGAAAAAUAAGUGGCAUGCAGUAGCUAAUAAUACAUAACCAUAGCAAUAACAAAUAGAAUACGCAAAAGGCAAACAAAAGCAAUCUCCUACAACAUAAGGAAUAGCAGUGAUAGAAUGCGUUUUAAAAUAUAGAAGGAGGAUUUCGCUGCAUAACCAAGCAAGCCAACAAAAAACUUAAUCAACAGUCAACAACACCAAUAAAGUGCAGGCACUUUGUCUCAAGCGCGCAAACUCAGCGUCAGUGUGGCCAGUGAAGUGUAGUAAAGUGUAUUUAGUUCAGUGUUGUGAAGUGCUCGGCAAUCUGUGUGAUAUUAUUUUUAUUUAGUUUUUCGUUCAUACGCGCAUAAUAUUAUGUCAAGCGGUCGUAGUGCACGCCUGCCGCCCACACCCAACGCCGCUACCACAGCCGCCAACAAGCCACGUGGCUUACAUGCCACACUACCCGAACCCAACAGCAACAAUGUGCUACCAACAAACUCCUAUGGCCAUAUGAAGAGCAACAGCAAUAGCAAUAAUGGCGGCAUUGGCAUCGGCGGCAUGCCAAUGAUCAGCAGCGGCGGGGGUGGCGGAGGCGUUGGCGGCAUGACUGGUACAGGCUUGUCAAGCGGCAUGGGUAUCACCGGCUAUACGAAUUUUUGUAGUAUUAGUGGCGGUGUUGGUGUCGUUGGCGGGGGCGGCAAUGUUGUGGGUGGCAGUGGUGGUGGUGGUGGCAGCAUUACAACCAUCGAUGCCGCUACUGAAGGCAUACCCAGUGAAACCAUCGAUGCGUUGGGCCCUGAGUUGGCUGUGGCUACGUCACAAGUGCUCGAGAAUUUGUCAGAGGCAGAGCGAAAAAUGAUAAUCGAAGUGCUGAAUCGGGAUGAGAAUGUGCGGCAGCGCGAUGCGACGCGUAUAAUGUGAGUA